CACGCGUUUCUGUGUUGACCAUAAUGAUGUUGAAAAAUAAUCAUUAUUACGCUUGAUGUUGGGCAAGAAUAGACCGGAUACUAAAUAGCUUGGGAAUUUAUUUAGGCCACUUAAAUCAAACGUACUUUCUCGAUGUCGGGACAGAAGUUGCGUAUCUUAGCUUUGCAUGGAUAUCAGCAAGAUGCUGCUAGCUUCCGCUCGAAAUGUGGAGCUUUUCGACAGAAAACCAAAUCUCUUGCUGACUACGUGAUUAUAGAUGCUCCAUUGAUCAUUGAUGGAGACUCUAAGAAACGAGGCUGGCUAUACGAAAAUGUAGAAGCUUCCGCGUCAGAUUCGCCUGAAGAUCCAACAGGCUUGCAAAGCUCGUUAGAUGCUAUAGGUGAUGCUGUCGUGAAAGAGGGCCCAUUUGACGGAAUUUUCGCCUUCUCCCAGGGAGCUUCCUUAGCAUGUCUUCUUCUACAUUUUCUUGAAAAACCUCAUCCCACGUAUAAACUGAACCCUCGGGUCAACUUUAGGUUUAUUGUGUGCGUUUGCGGUGUCGAACCACGAAGUCAUCAAGUUGCCACGCCAAUAGAAAUUCCAAGCCUUCAUCUUAUUGGAAAAACGGAUCAGGUAAUAUCUCCGGAAAGGGCCCGCGCAUUUAGUCGAUUAUUCAAAAAUCCAGAGAUCUUCGAAUAUGAUGGUGGACACCAUGUCCCAGCGUCAGGUGAAACAGGAAAUAUUAUCAGGAAGUUUCUCACGAACUUUUUGACUGCCAAAUAGCUAAUGCAGGCAUAAAGUCACGCACAUGGUCAUAUGUCCAAGCAGAAAUUGCGUAACGACCAUAUGGACCUUUGUGCCGUAUGGUCAUUACGAAGACCCACAAACAGAUAAAAUUAUUUAAACAUUACUGUCUUAGUAGCUGAAGCGCAGAAGAUCAUGCUGGAAAAGCAUCUCUUAAAUGCUGUACUGUAAAAAAACCUAUUCAAUUGCAUCAAUAUCGUUGUGUAUUUUGCAUAGAGCUGUGAUUCUUUUUCUGUGUCCAGGUUGUCUUUUAUAAUUACCUAUGUUUUGGUAAACGCGUAGCUCAGGAAUCUAUUUUUCAUGAAUUGCCGGGCAAUGAGAGGGAUUUAUUUAAAAGUCAAAGGUAACCGAAGUCGAACUCAAAGAGGUUCGUUUGUCGCACAUAGACUAUCUUCUUCGUAAAUUAAUAAACGGAUUAUUAAAAAUAUG
Molecule: messenger RNA, 1212 nt
Organism: Varroa destructor (honeybee mite)
Lineage: Eukaryota; Metazoa; Arthropoda; Arachnida; Mesostigmata; Varroidae
Product: esterase OVCA2-like
Cellular component (GO): cytoplasm; nucleus
Molecular function (GO): hydrolase activity
Source: RefSeq, a predicted model, not a curated record